UUCGAUCGCGCCGCUUGUGCCGGUGUUUAAGUUGUUAAAAUGAACUUUAUUUCCGCGUCGAUAUGGACGCUGGAGAACCACUGUUUUAUUGUGUACACGAUGUUGUUGGUUUCUUUCGUGGUGUUUACUUUGUUUCAUAAGAAGAGGGUUGAGGCUCAGGCGGUGCGGCAUAAUGCCAAAAGAUUGGCGCUAAAUGGAGCAGGGACCGGGAGAGAGCGCGAACGCGACUUUCCCGAGGACGACCCGGACCCGAUUCUAACUUCAGCCAUUCCUGAAGACACACCCCACGUCCCGUACAAGCCGGUACACCGCUCUGAUGACGAGAUCCUGCAGCGGUCUAGGGAGUAUUACGAGCUGAUGGCUCAGCGGCGGUCGGUGAGGAUGUUCAGCACAGAGCCAGUUCCACAGGAGGUUCUUGAGAACAUCAUUAAGACUGCAGGCACCUCCCCAUCAGGAGCCCACACCGAACCCUGGACAUUCGUGGUCGUCCAAGACCCAGAAAUGAAGGAAGCCAUCCGCGAAAUCGUAGAAGAAGAAGAAGACCUCAACUACCGACAGAGGAUGUCCAAGCAAUGGACGACAGACUUGAUGCCUUUCCGGACGAAGGCUGAAAAGCCAUAUUUGUCUGAUGCACCUGCGUUGCUGCUGGUAUUUCGGCAGACGCACUCUUGGAAAGAAGAUAAUACCAAGAGGAUGCAUUAUUAUAGUGAGAUCAGUGUGGCGAUAGCUGCUGGGAUUCUACUGGCUGCGAUACAGUACUGCGGCCUGGUAGCCCUGACGUCCACACCCUUAAACUGCAACGCGCGUCUGAAAGCACUACUGUGCAGGCCGGGCAACGAGCGUCUGGAACUUCUGCUGCCAGUUGGCAGGCCUCAUGAGGACGCCACUGUGCCGGACCUGCAGCGGAAGACCCUGGAACAGAUUAUGGUUAAGAUCUGACUAGCCAUCAACUCUUUAAAGGCAAAAAAGGCUUAAAGAAACCCAUGGUACCGAGAUUUCUUGUUUCUAACCCUUCCAGGUCCAGAUUGUAAGAAAUCAAUUCAAGGCUCAUAAUUGUAGCUACCGUUAAUAGUAGUUAGCUAAAGUAAAAACCAAUAUUAUCAGACCAAAAUACACGAUUUAAUGCCAAGAACCUUUGAAAGAGUCACAUAGCGCCAAGAACUCUUAGCAUAAACUUAAACUAUCAAUAACCAUCAUGUUCUUAAAGCAUUUGUAUUUGCCACUUUGGUCUUACGGUGUAGGUACGAGUAUGAUAUGACCAAUAGUGACAAAUAGUGGUCAAGAUUAAUUUAAGAAUCUCUACGAAUUUUGUAGAAUAAGUGCAUACCUUUAAUUUCACUGAAAGUACCUUUUAAGAAGAAAUUCCACAGAUGAGAUAGUGUCAUGUUGUCCACUGCACCUAAUGUGUAAGGUGUAAGGUAUUUAUAUCCGGGUAAGGCCGGAUAGUUUAGGGGAUCUACAUUCAAAGUUGAAUUACAUUUUUUCACGACGCUAAACCAAAAAACCUUCUUCCUGGACUUAGAUCGGACUUAAUGCUAAGGUUUUUUAAAGGUUCGUAACAUACGACUGAGUGGUUAACUACAAUGUGGCUAGUGGGGAGGGAUGAAAUAGCGUCACACAUCGUAUUGCUAGUAAUGCAGAAUAACUACAAUUUCAAAAGCAAUUGCGAUCUUACGACCCUACAUCUACAUCCGAUCUUACCCGGGUAUACCUUAUAGCUUUUCGAUCGUGAAUGAGAUGUUAAUCAAUUUGUUUUACUGUCGCUGGUGACAAUAAUUAUUUACGAUACAAGUGCGAAAAAGAGGAAAUCCGAAGCGAUAAAUUAAAACACGACCGAAGGGAGUGUUUUAAAUCGACACGAGUUGCGAAUUACCUAUUCGCACGUGUAACGUACAACGUUUUACAGUACAUAUGGCCCUUUAAACUUUUGACAUACACACGAAAAGUGCUAUUUUACGCACUAGUGCGGGAAACAUUAUCAAACUGCACAACGGGACUUAAUCGCGUAUUUAAGUUUUAAGAUCAUUGAAAUCAAAAAACAUUGCAAUUUUAAUCGGGACGAGGGUUUUAAGAUCUCAUCCACAUGGAAUCCAGUCAUUAGUAAAUGUAAGCGGAAACGAAUAUCGACAGUCGAUAAAUCGAAUAUCGUUAGUGUUGUGUGUCGACAGAGUGACAUCCCUAGUGCGCAAAACGUUCAAACUGAUAAACAA
Cydia fagiglandana is the source of this 2210-nucleotide messenger RNA. RefSeq names its product iodotyrosine deiodinase 1 (gene Iyd). Gene Ontology annotation, cellular component: plasma membrane. Lineage: Eukaryota; Metazoa; Arthropoda; Insecta; Lepidoptera; Tortricidae. The record is from RefSeq and is a predicted model, not a curated record. The transcript has 4 exons. The coding region runs from base 40 to 939 and encodes 299 amino acids. Gene Ontology annotation, molecular function: oxidoreductase activity.